GCUCCGGAGAAAUCCUGCUGUUACGAUGGUUUUAUUCACCCAGAGUUUAUCCACGUCCGUCUGAGGUUUGCGGGCCGGAGCCGGGCCCCCUGAGGGGGUGGAAAGGGAGGUGUCAUGGGGUCAGGAAGACAGGUGAGACUCCUGCUGUGGAAGAACUGGACCAUCCGCAGGAGACAAAGGAUCCGCUUCCUCGUGGAGAUCAUGUGGCCCGUGGUUCUGUUCAUGGGUCUGGUGUGGCUGAGGAGAGUCAACCCGCUCUACCGUCAACACGAAUGUCACUUCCCGAACAAGGCCAUGCCGUCAGCUGGAGUCCUGCCGUGGAUCCAGGGGAUCUUCUGUAACGCCAACAACCCCUGCUUCCAGUUCCAGACCCGAGGAGAGUCUCCUGGCCUGGUGUCCAACUACAACAACUCCAUCUUGGCUCGGUUCUACUCGGAUGCUCAGGAGCUUCUUCUCAGUGACCCGGAGUUCCUGCAGGUCGGCCGCCUCUGGAGGGAAUUGAGCACCAUGAGCGACUUCAUGGAGACGCUGCGCACCCGCCCCGAACAGGUCUCAGGUGGAGGGGUGGAGGUGGAGACGAUCCUGAAGGACGACGAAACCCUUACGUCAUUCCUGCUGCGAGACGUUCCUCUGACGGAGUCUGUUGUGGAUCAGCUCCUUAAAGCCCGGAUCAGGCCUGAACAGUUCGCCUUCGGUGUCCCAGACUUGCGUUUGAAGGACAUCGCCUGCAGCCUCGACCUCCUGGAGCGAUUCCUGGUAUUCUCCAGCCACAGAGGGCUCUACGCUGUCCGGAACGCCAUGUGCGUCCUGAAACCGCAGAGGCUGCAGGUCAUCGAGGACCGGUUCUACGCCAACGUGGACUUCUUCAAACUCCUCCGACUGCUCCCUCGCGUUCUAGACGAGUCUUCCGAUGGCAUCAACAUUCGCUUCUGGGUCCGGGUUGUCUCUGACGCCUCAGACAAACUGCAAGAGUUGUUCUGCAGGAGCAGCUUCGAGGAGCUGAUCCAGGUGGUGACUCCUCUCCUCCAGAAGAACCUGUCCUUCAGGCAGGUGAUGUCCGCCGCCUCCAGCCUGGUGUGCGGCUACACAGAGGGGGCCUUCUCCCGGGUCACGUCCUUCAACUGGUACGAGGACAACAACUACAAAGCCUUCCUGGGUAUCAGCAGCGGCGGGGCUGAGGGCGACUACACGUACGACAACAGCACCACUCCUUUCUGCAAUGACUUGAUGAAAGAGCUGGAGUCCAACCCCGCCACCAGGAUCAUUUGGAAGUCUGUGAAGCCGAUGCUGAUGGGACGCAUCCUCUAUGCUCCGGACUCACCGGCUGCCAGGCAGAUUGUACGAAAUGCAAACACCACAUUUGAGGAGCUGGAAAGGCUGAGGACGAUGGGGAAAGCCUGGGAGGAAGUGGCUCCCCAGAUCUGGGCUUUUUUUCAAGAUGGAGUCCAAGUCAAGAUGAUUCGGGACAUUAUCCACAAUCCAUCUGUGAUGGAUUUCAUCGACAGGAGUCUGGAAGAGACGCCAUUUUCCUCCAAACACAUUCUCAACUUCCUGCACAACGGACCACCAGAGGACCGUCAGAACGACAUGCCUGAUUUUGACUGGCGAGACCUCUUCAACCUCACGGACCGAGUUAUCCGGAUGCUCAACCAGUAUGGGGAUUGUUUGAUUCUUGAUAAAUUUGUGGCUCUGCCCGAUGAAGACGCUGUUACCCAUCAGGCCUUGGGCCUGUUGGAAGAAGGCAAGUUCUGGGCAGGUCUUGUUUUCAUCAACAUGUACCCUUGGAGUAGCAGUGUCCCGCCUCAUGUCAAGUUCAAGAUCCGUAUGGAUAUCGACACAGUGGAACGCACCAAUAAAGUCAAAGACAGGUACUGGGACCCAGGCCCUAGAGCUGAUCCUUUGGACGACCUCCGCUAUGUGUGGGGUGGCUUUGCUUACCUUCAGGACAUCGUAGAGCAUGGGGUCAUCAGGACGCAGACAGGAAAAGAGUGGCCUUUGGGUGUUUACCUUCAGCAGAUGCCCUAUCCUUGUUACGUGGACGAUCUCUUCAUGCUGACACUGAACCGCUGUUUCCCCAUCUUCAUGGUCCUGGCCUGGGUCUACUCCGCGUCCAUGAUCGUGAAGAGCAUCGUUCUGGAGAAGGAGCUCCGCUUGAAGGAGACUUUGAAGACCAUGGGGGUCACCAGCGGUGUCCUUUGGUCCACUUGGUUCAUUGACAGCUUCUUCAUGAUGGGCAUCAGCACGGCCCUCCUAACAGCCAUCAUCAUGGGAGGAAGGGUUCUGAACUACAGCAACCCUGUCAUUCUGUUCCUGUUUCUGCUCACCUUCACUACAGCUACCAUCAUGCAAUGCUUCCUCCUGAGCGUGUUCUUCAACCAGGCUAACUUAGCGGCAGCCUGCAGCGGCAUCGUCUAUUUCAGCCUCUACCUGCCCCACAUCUUCUGUUUCGCUUGGCAGGACAGCAUCACCAAAGACACCAAGAUCUUAGUGAGCCUGCUGUCCCAAGUGGCGUUUGGCUUCGGUACAGAGUAUCUAUCCCGCUACGAGGAGCAAGGCAUGGGUCUGCAGUGGGACAACAUCCAGACCAGCCCCCUGGAGGGAGACGAGUUCUCCUUCCUCACCUCCAUCUGCAUGAUGUGUCUGGACACGGCGCUAUACGCUGUCCUAGCCUGGUACCUGGACAAUGUCUUCCCUGGACAGUAUGGAAUUGGUCGUCCGUUUUAUUUUCCCUUCCUGCCCUGUUAUUGGCUCAACAGCAUCACUCCAUCUUCAGGCAAUGACAAGAUGGAGUUGAAGAAAAAAGGCUUUGAUAACCUGGUGAACAAGGAACAAGGAGAGCUUCAGAACAAAGCAGAGGGGGAAAACCAGACCCAACCCAAAACAGAGGAGGACAUCCUCAAGUCAUCUUCAUGUGAGCACCAGGAUCGGACGCUUGGGAAGGAGAACCAGACUGAGCCUGAGGAGAACCCGGAGGACCAUGAACAGUCAUUAUUUGAGGCAGAGCCAACAGAUCUGGUGAAGGGAGUUUGUAUCCAAAAUCUGGUCAAAGUGUUCGGAGGUUCCUCCAGACCAGCUGUUGAUAGUCUCAGCAUAAACUUCUAUGAGAGCCAGAUUACUUCAUUUCUUGGCCACAAUGGAGCUGGAAAAACCACCACUAUGUCCAUCUUGACAGGAAUGUAUCCUCCCACCACUGGGACAGCCACCAUUUAUGGCAAGGACAUCCGCACGAACAUGGAUGACAUUCGUACUUCUCUGGGAAUGUGCCCUCAACAUAACAUCCUUUUUCAGUAUAUGACUGUGGCAGAGCAUAUUCUCUUCUACUCGCUGAUGAAAGGCCGUUUGAUCACCGAGGCCGAGGAAGAGGUAGAGAACAUGGUACAGGAUCUGGGUCUUCCCCACAAGAGGGCUGAACUGAUCCAGAACCUCUCAGGGGGCAUGCAGAGGAAGUUGUCAGUCGCCCUAGCUUUUGUUGGUGGAGCCAAGGUGGUGAUCCUGGAUGAGCCCACUUCUGGAGUGGACCCUUACUCCAGACGAUCGAUUUGGGACCUGCUGCUCAAAUAUCGUACAGGACGCACAGUGAUCAUGUCCACCCACCACAUGGAUGAGGCAGACCUGCUGAGUGAUCGGGUAGCUAUCAUCUCCCAGGGUCGUCUUCACUGUUGUGGUUCCCCCAUCUUCCUCAAGAACUGUUUCGGCACCGGCUUCUACCUCACUCUUGUGCGCCAAAUGAAUCUCAACCUUCUCAAGGCCAGCUGUGACUGCACACAAAAUUGCUCCUGUAAAUGCUCCAAGUGUUCAAGACUUAAAUCCAAGCUGGAGGAAAGUCAGGCCCCAGACAGACAGCUGGAUGGUAAUGUGGAAAGCAUCACAGCCCUGGUUCAUCAUCACGUUCCUCAGGCCCGUCUUAUUGAGGCCAUCGGCCAGGAACUCACCUUUCUGCUGCCGAAUCAGAACUUCCAGCCCAGAGCCUAUGCCAGCCUCUUCAGGGAACUGGAGGAAACUCUUGUGGACAUCGGCCUCAGCAGCUUUGGUGUGUCAGACACAUCGCUGGAGGAGAUUUUUCUGAAGGUCACUGCAGAUGGGAAUACAACCAGCAGGAAGUGUAAACAAGAUAAGAAACCUUUGCAGCAGAUCUCUCGAGCUAGUCUCUGUGGAUUCAACAGGGUGGCUGUUGAUGUGGAAGCACAACAAGAGUCCAAUGGUCAGGGUCUGAGCGAGACCCCAGAAGGCAGCGCGGGACGGGGAUCCUACCAGGUCCGAGGCCCAUUCCUGACUAUCAAACAGUUCUUUGCUCUGCUGAUCAAGAGGUGGCACCACGCCUCACGCUCCUGGAAAGACUUUGUUGCCCAGAUUGUGCUUCCAGCCAGCUUCGUCUUCCUGGCGCUGAUGUUCACGUUGAUAGUUCCACCUUUUGGAGAAUAUCCCAGUCUGACCCUCAGCCCCUGGAUGUAUGGGCGACAGUACACCUUCUUCAGCAACGAGCGUCCCACUGACCCUGACACGAGAUAUUUUGGUGAAGUUUUGUUGGACAGGCCUGGUUUUGGGACACGCUGCAUGGCAGAUGAACCUCUUGAGGAUUUCCCGUGUAACAACAUCACCACGGAGUGGGAGACGCCCCUGGUUGACCCUGCCCUGAUAGAAAGACUAGAAGGUCCCGAGUGGACAGACCUGAGACCAUCUCCAGAAUGUCAGUGCAGCACUCCUAAAAAACUCACCGUGCUGCCUGUGUGCUCUGAGGGAGCUGGAGGCCUGCCACCUCCUCAGAGGAUCCAGUCCACAGGAGACGUCCUCGUGGACCUGACUGGUAGGAACGUCUCUGACUACCUGGUGAAGACCUACCCCAGCCUCAUCAGGACCAGCUUGAAAAGCAAAUACUGGGUGAACGAACAAAGGUAUGGGGGUAUAUCAGUGGGUGGACAGCUUCCUGUUUUAGGAGUUCAGCCAGAGACCAUCCUGGAUGCAGCAGCUCAGCUCGGACGACUUCUUAAUGUUACCGGGGGCAAAUACGCCAAACAAACACUUGGGGACAUUGGGACAUUCCUCAAGUAUAUGGAGACUCAAAACAGCGUCAAGGUGUGGUAUAACAACAAGGGCUGGCAUGCCAAGGUGGCGUUUAUGAAUGUUGCCAACAAUGCCAUUCUCCGAGCUAAUUUGCCCAAAGGAGCUAAUCUGGAUGAAUAUGGCAUCACUGCCAUCAACCAUCCUCUGAACCUCACCAAGGAGCAGCUCUCUGAGAUCACCGUUCUGACCACCUCCGUGGACGCAGUGGUGGCCAUCUGUGUCAUCUUUGCCAUGUCCUUCGUCCCAGCCAGCUUCGUCCUCUACCUCAUCCAGGAGAGGGCCACGCAGGCCAAGCACCUGCAGUUCGUCAGUGGAGUCAGUCCUCUGGUGUACUGGACGGCCAACUUCCUGUGGGACAUGGUGAAUUACUCCAUCAGUGCAGCCAUGGUGGUGAAAACCUUCAUGUUCUUUGAGAAGAGAUGUUACACCUCACCAACCAACUUGCAUCCACUUAUCGCCCUGCUUAUGCUUUAUGGCUGGUCUGUGACCCCCAUGAUGUACCCCAUGUCCUAUGUCUUCAGUGUCCCCAGCACCGCCUACGUCUCUCUGUCUUGUAUAAACCUGUUUAUUGGCAUCAACAGCAGCGCCAUCACCUUCAUCCUGGACCUCUUUGAGAGCACCACAGCUCUGUACAGGUUCAACCAGAUGUUAAAGACGGCGCUGCUCAUCUUUCCUCAUUACUGCCUGGGCAGGGGGCUCAUCGACAUGGCCAUGAACCAGGCUGUGACGGAUGUCUAUGCUCGCUUUGGUGAAGAUUACAGCCCCAACCCCUUAAGCUGGGACUUCAUUGGGAAGAACUUGUUCUGUAUGGCAGCUGAGGGGUUUGUCUAUUUUAUCCUCAACAUACUUUUUCAGUACCGCUUCUUCCUCGAUCACUGGAUUCCAGAUGGACCAAAGCCGCACAUUUUGGACGAGGAUAAAGAUGUGGCUGAGGAAAGAGAGAGAAUCCACAAGAGCGAACAAACAAAGGACAUUUUACGUAUAAAAGGCCUGUCUAAGACAUACAGGGGGACAGCGAUCCCUGCAGUGGACCAAAUCUGUGUCGGAGUAUCGCCUGGAGAGUGUUUUGGUCUCGUUGGGGUAAACGGAGCAGGGAAGACCACAACAUUUAAGAUGCUGACUGGAGACAUAGAUGUGACUUCAGGAGAAGCAUCGGUCUCCGGUUACAGCAUUUUGACUCAAAUCCUGGACGUUCAUCAGAACAUGGGCUACUGCCCACAGUUUGACGCCAUCGAUGAGCUGCUGACGGGUAGAGAACAUCUGCACCUCUACGCCCGCCUCCGGGGGGUUCCAGAAUCUGAGAUUAGCAGGGUAGCAGAUUGGGCCAUCCAGAAACUGGGCUUGUCAGAGUACGCAGGUCGAAGUGCUGGGACCUACAGUGGGGGUAACAGGAGGAAACUCUCCACCGCCAUUGCUAUGAUUGGCUGUCCUGCUCUGGUGCUGCUGGAUGAGCCUACGACAGGUAUGGACCCACUCUCCAGACGCUUUCUGUGGAAGUCCAUCAUGAGUGUAAUUCAGGAUAAUCGAGCAGUGGUCCUUACCUCACACAGCAUGGAGGAAUGUGAGGCGCUGUGCACCCGCUUAGCCAUCAUGGUCAAUGGAUCCUUCAAGUGUCUGGGAACCAUUCAGCAUCUCAAAUACAAGUUUGGAGACGGCUACGUACUAACCAUGAAGAUCGGAGCAGCCAAGUCUGGUUGCUCCCCAGACCUGAACCCCGCUGAAGCGUUCAUGAAGAGCACUUUCCGCAGCUGCAUCCAGAGAGAGAAACACCAUAACACGCUGCAGUACAAGAUCUCCUCCUCCUCCCUGGCGAGAAUAUUUCAGAUGGUCCUGGCUAACAAGGACAAGUUGAACAUCGAGGAUUACUCUUUGUCUCAGACCACGCUCGAUCAGGUGUUUGUGAAUUUCGCCAAGCAGCAGUCGAGGGAGGACGACGUCAUCGUGCUGCAUCCAAAAGCUGCGGGAGCACAACGUUACAUCGACACAACUCCCAUCAAGUCGCAGAGGAAGUGA
Messenger RNA from Nematolebias whitei (Rio pearlfish), 7074 nucleotides. It is a transcript of the gene abca4a, whose product is annotated as ATP-binding cassette, sub-family A (ABC1), member 4a. NCBI's taxonomy places the organism in Eukaryota, Metazoa, Chordata, Actinopteri, Cyprinodontiformes, Rivulidae. The record is from RefSeq and is a predicted model, not a curated record. Gene Ontology annotation, molecular function: ATP hydrolysis activity; ATP binding; lipid carrier activity. Bases 115 to 7074 code for a protein of 2319 amino acids. Gene Ontology annotation, biological process: lipid transport; transmembrane transport. Gene Ontology annotation, cellular component: membrane; intracellular membrane-bounded organelle. The transcript is spliced from 51 exons.